AUGGCCGCUUUCACCGUCUCCAUGUCCGCCCUCGUCGGCGCGCCCGUCAAGGUUCGUCGCAUCGCACGCGCUCGCGCGCAAUUCGUGCCAUCGUCGGUGGUCGGAACGUCGCCAGCACCACAGGGUUUUCACGGGAGGUCGGGCGAAAAAGCGAGCGGCGAGCGCCGCGCGGAAACGACGCGCCGCGAGAAUCGCGAGCGGUCGACGCGAGCGCGUCACGCGACCGGCGCGCGCGCUCGUUCAUCGCUCGCGAUUCUCGCGGCGCGUGAAUCCGGGGAGGCCGCGCGUCGAUCGCAGACCGCGCGCGCCGCUCGCGACGUCAUCGCCGCUCGCGCCGUCGUCGCCCGCAAGGCUGUCCAGCAGCGCGGCGCCCGCCUCAUCGUCCGCGCCGAGGGCGAGGAGGCCAAGGCGGACUCCUUCGCGGGCCUCAAGCCCACCAAGGCUGCCGACUUCAAGUCCAUGUCCAACGACGAGCUCAACGCGCAGAUCGUCGAGGCGAAGAAGAUGCUCUUCGAGCUUCGCAUGAAGCAGUCCACGCGCAAGGAGUACAAGGGCCACCACUUCGGGAUCCUCAAGACGAAGAUCGCGCAGAUUCGCACCGUGAAGCGCGAGCGCGAGGUUACCGAGGGUGUCAACAAGCGCGAUAGCCGCAAGAUUAAGCGCGAGGAGCGCGCGGCCAACAUCUACCUGUAA
Molecule: messenger RNA, 693 nt
Organism: Micromonas commoda
Lineage: Eukaryota; Viridiplantae; Chlorophyta; Mamiellophyceae; Mamiellales; Mamiellaceae
Exons: 2
Coding region: 1-693 (230 amino acids)
Biological process (GO): translation
Cellular component (GO): cytosolic large ribosomal subunit; ribosome
Molecular function (GO): structural constituent of ribosome
Source: RefSeq, a predicted model, not a curated record